AAAACACAGCUAAAACUCAGGCUGAUAGCUUUCAGCUCCAUGCUAUACUUGCAAGCUCACAGAUUUCGCUCUUUUAUUCUUCAAAAUUCAUAACUGUCAGAGUAUAAAAAUGUGUGAUUUUCAGUAUAAAUGUUCGGGUUUUAGGGGUUCAUUUCCCUAUUUCCCCUCCGCUUGUACUGUGUAAAUAAAUAUGUGUUAUAGAUAAUUUCAUGUAAUUUUAAUCAAUGUAAAUGCACUAUUAGUCUUCCUUCCCGUGUCAAAGGUGUCCACUUGGCAAGUGUACAGGGUGUGAAAUGGGCAAGUUGAUUUAUGAAGCUAAUUUCAUAAUAUGGGGCCCACUUUAUAACAAACUAUUCCCAAAUCAAUGUAUAUUGUGUCAAGAGCAAAUUUGUGUGUAAUAUACGUUAUAAGUUAUUACUGUCUUUAUUGCCAUUUUAUGUAACACCUACUACCCACGAUGUUUAUGCAGUUUUAUUGACUUAAACUCAAAUUAAAGGCAUGAAAAGAGGCAAACUGUGAAAAACCCAACAUGGUGAAUAAUACAAGAGCAGGGUGGCCUCUCUUUUGUCUGAUCUACAGUUUAAUAACCCCAAAAAAAUUUCCUUUCAGACUAAACAAAGAGAAGCAGCAACUUAUCUACAUACAUCUUCGAACUAUGUUCUUUUAUUUAUGGAUACAUGUUUCUCCCAACUAUUUGAUGAAUCAAAAUAAAAAAAAAUAGAUAUAAGCCUUGAUUAAAAUUAGAUUUCAGAAGCGAAAGUCAUGAAACCUGCUCAUUUAGCAAAGGGACGUCGUCAUAUCUGCUUGUCUUACUCCAUCUCUUUGGAUAUCAUCGGUCCCGAUACAUUUCGAGAUGCAUCUGAUUUACUUACUGGUUUCACCGAUUCUUCCUCAAUAACAGUAAAUGAAACUAAGAAGCAAAGGAAAGAAUCUAAGCUGAUUAAACAGUUGGAUAAGCAGAAACAGCAAGAGGCGGCAGAAAGAGAACAACUUGAAAGAUGCCAGAACAAAAAAGGUCGGGGAUACACAGUGAGUGUUGCCGUGCCAGGUUCUGUGCUGGACAACGCGCAAUCCCCUGAACUCCGUACAUACCUGGCUGGACAGAUCGCUCGCGCCUGUGUCGUGUUCUGCGUCGACGAGAUUGUUGUGUUUGAUGAAUAUGGGGAAGAUGUCAAGAGUGUUGAAGGUGAAUUUAAAGGUGUUGGGAAGAAAGGGCAAGCGUGUAUUCAGCUUGCCAGAAUACUUCAGUAUCUCGAGUGUCCUCAGUACCUGCGCAAAUGGUUUUUCCCAAAGCACCAGGAUUUACAGUAUGCAGGUUUGCUGAACCCUUUAGACAGUCCACACCACAUGAGGAUAGACGAGGAGUCAGAAUACCGGGAAGGAAUUGUCCUCGACAGGCCAAGCAAACACGGAAAAGGUUCAUUAGUCAACUGUGGAAUGAGAAAGGACGUUCGGAUUGAUAAACAGCUGCAGUCUGGACUUCGAGUCACAGUACAGCUCAACAACAAGCAAAAGCAAGACAGCAAAAUGUACCAAGGUGUGGUGGUGGCCCCUCAUGUGCCCAGGAUUGAAGGAGGACUCUACUGGGGUUACAGUGUCCGUCUGGCAUCUUGUCUCAGUGCAGUUUUCACAGAAUGUCCGUAUAAAGAAGGAUACGAUGUGACGAUUGGGACUUCAGAGAGAGGCAGCAACAUGGACGAAACCACACUGUCGCCAUUCAAGCAUCUUCUGAUCAUUUUUGGGGGUCUACAAGGGCUGGAGGCCAGUGUGGAUUCUGACCAAAACCUGGAAGUGACUGACCCUAGUGUUUUAUUUGACUUAUACCUGAACACAUGUCCUGGUCAGGGCAGCAGGACCAUUCGCACAGAAGAGGCCAUCUUAAUCUCCAUGUCGGGGCUGAGACAGAAGAUCACAGCUGCCUUUUCAGACGUUUCCAAUGGUUCAUGAAAUAACAAGUGUAUAUGUUUGGUCAUCUAACAGGUUGGAUUGCCAUAAUUGACUAAUCAUACAAAUCUAACUCCACCAAGAGCUGUCAGAUUUCUCUAUUUCUUGUUUAGUAAUUGUGUUGUUUUUUGAAAUCAUCCAACAAAUUGUACAUAUUUAAAUACA
Solea senegalensis (Senegalese sole) is the source of this 2109-nucleotide messenger RNA. RefSeq names its product SPOUT domain containing methyltransferase 1 (gene spout1). Gene Ontology annotation, cellular component: kinetochore; spindle pole centrosome; mitotic spindle. Bases 763 to 1947 code for a protein of 394 amino acids. Gene Ontology annotation, molecular function: miRNA binding. The record is from RefSeq and is a predicted model, not a curated record. NCBI's taxonomy places the organism in Eukaryota, Metazoa, Chordata, Actinopteri, Pleuronectiformes, Soleidae. Gene Ontology annotation, biological process: miRNA processing; maintenance of centrosome location. The transcript has 10 exons.